Alosa sapidissima (American shad) is the source of this 3255-nucleotide messenger RNA. Its product is annotated as gap junction gamma-1 protein-like. Gene Ontology annotation, cellular component: connexin complex. NCBI's taxonomy places the organism in Eukaryota, Metazoa, Chordata, Actinopteri, Clupeiformes, Clupeidae. The transcript has 4 exons. The record is from RefSeq and is a predicted model, not a curated record. The coding region runs from base 247 to 1485 and encodes 412 amino acids. Gene Ontology annotation, biological process: cell communication.
ACUAUGGAAAGAAACCUCUCUCACUCGCUCUCUCCUCGGGCUCCGACAUGGAUGUAGAGGUCACAUGGUAGGCUACCAGCAGUCAACGAAAGGGUUAACUUAGUGGUUAAGUUAAUGAAGUUCAGCGGUGCGAGAGGAGGCAGUUAUUUUGGAAAACAGACGGGACAGACUGGUGAACGUUCUAAGUUACCUGAAAAGAAGGUUUGAAGCCAUAAGGGCUGAGAGGGCUUCUCCUGCUGCGCCACCAUGAGUUGGAGCUUCCUGACGCACCUUCUGGAGGAGAUCUCCAACCACUCCACAUUCGUGGGCAAGGUGUGGCUGACUCUGCUCAUUAUCUUCCGCAUCGUGCUGACGGUGGUUGGCGGCGAGAGCAUCUACCACGACGAGCAGAGCAAGUUUGUGUGCAACACGCAGCAGCCCGGCUGCGACAAUGUCUGCUACGACGCCUUCGCGCCGAUCUCGCACAUCCGCUUCUGGGUGUUCCAGGUGAUCAUCAUCACGAUGCCGUCCAUCAUGUACCUGGGCUACGCCAUGCACCGGAUCGCGCGCGCCAGCGACAAGGACUACUUGCCGCGGCACCGCAAGCGGGCGCCGGUGGUCACGCGCGGCCACCUCCAUGACUACGACGACAUGGACGACCACGAGGAGGUGCCCAUGAUCACCGAGGAGGUGGAGGCCGAGGAGGGUAGCAAGCCGGGGGCGGUGACCGGGCCGGUCGCCAAGGCGACCAUCCCCGAGGGGAUGGCGCCGAAGCACGACGGCCGCCGGCGCAUCCUGAGGGACGGGCUCAUGAGAGUGUACGUGGUGCAGCUGCUGUCGCGCUUCGGCUUCGAGGUAGCCUUCCUGUUCGGACAGUACCUGCUGUACGGGCUUGAGGUGGACCCGUCAUACGUCUGCACGCGCAGCCCCUGUCCCCACACUGUGGAUUGCUUCGUCUCAAGGCCCACGGAGAAGACCGUCUUCCUGAUCACCAUGUACGUGGUCAGCUCGCUCUGUCUGCUCCUGACCUUCCUGGAGAUCUGCCACCUGGGCAUCGGCGGCAUCCGCGACGUCCUUAAGGACCGCUCGAACAACAACAGCCGCCGCAGCCGCCGCCCUCCCCAGCCUCCCCACCACCCCCUCAGCUCCUCGGGCCUGCUGAAGCGUGCCCCCUCCGCCCCGCCGAGGUACAACUCGGUGCUGAAGAAGAAGGACGCCCCUGGUUCACUGCGGCCCGAGUUCAGGGAACUGCACCUGGGCGACUCGGGCCGGGAGUCCCUGGGGGACGAGCCGUCGGGUCGGGACCUGGAGCACAUGAAGCGGCAUCUGAAGAUGGCCCAGCAGCACCUUGACCGGGCCUACCAAAGCGAGGCGGUGGUGGCGGCGUCUCGGAGCAGCACCCCUGAGUCCACCAGCGGCACCUCCAUCGAGCAGAACCAGCUGAACUACGCCCAGGAGAAGCAGGCCAGCACCAGCAGCGACCAAGGUGCAGGUGUCCAUGCCUGAGGCCUUUGCAGUCUAGUCUGCCUGUCCAUAACUCACACUGGCAAUCAGGAAGCACAUUUAAGGAUGGCAGUCAUAGAUUUGCUUUUUGAAGAUAUGUACGCGCGUGUGGGUGCAUGCGUGCGUGUGUUUUUGUGGUUUUGUUGUUUGUGUGGUGUGUUGAAUGGGUGGUGUUUGUACUGGAAAGGUGCCUUGCAGUAUUAAGGCCAGUGAACGCUAAUGCAAAAUGCACAAUGUGUAAAAAAAAAAAAAACCUCCAGAGAUGAAUCACCACGAGGGCCAAACCCUCUGGAGCCCCUGCCAAUGCAGUCCUCCUUUCCCUGCCUCAUGUCCCGGCGUGCCUUAACACAUCCAGUCAACCCAUCCCUGCAGUGUCCCGGCCUGUGAUCCUGCCUGUCACCCAUUGCUCAUCACCCACGCAUUGGCUAAAGGUGAUGGUGCUGCUGAUGGUUCUUUUUUUCCCUCAGUUUUUCUAACUUUUUUUUCUAUCUUGUUGUCCCUGUUGGUUCUGGCUUAAGAAACUCUUUGCCUCUGACCUCCCUGAUAGUGGGGAAGAAUCUCGGAUCAAGGCCUUGUACAUAAUACAUGGCCGACCUGUGCUCUCCCAGAAGGAAAACAUUCCAGGACUUAAAGAAGACCUAAUGUGUGUGUGUUUGGGAGGUGACGAGGACACACACCGUGUUUUCAAUGACAAGUCAACUGUUAAGAGAAAUCAGUCAUUUGUUCUCUUGAAUCAAAAUUGGUCUGACUCAAAAGGGAGUUGUGUUGAGCAACACGUCUUAAAUACAGCACUUGCUCUGAAACUUCUUUAGUUACUAACGUUCAGAUCUGAUUUGGAACUCUCUGUGCCUCCCUCUUAUAGGCUGAACUAAGUGCCUUGCAGAGAGGCAUUUUCCUCUCAACCCGUAAAUGAUACACCUGCGCAAUCUCAGAAGAGUUUUUCUUUACAUGCGGAGCUGAUUGGCAAACUAGGAGGGAUACCUGGAAAAUGCUUGAAUUUAUUGGUUAGUUUAAGCUUCUUUUUGUUGUCUGUGCAUUUCCCUUUUCUUACCUUUUUUAUUUUGUUUGUCUAAUUAGCCAUAAUGAAUAUGGUCAGUCACAUCAUUCCAAUUUCUGUCUUUGUUGUUGGAAAAGCUUUCAUUAGACCUAUAUAAAAACUGGAGACUGUUUUGGAUAAUUCUUUUUGCUUCAUGUCAUUUCUUCAAUAAUAUUUUGUACAGACAUGACUUUGAAAAUGAACUUUCUUUGACUUUUUUUUUUUUUCUUUUUUCUUUUUUAUAUAUAUAUAUAUAUAUAUAAUGUUGCACAUUGUGGUUUAUGACAUUUAAAUGAGUGGAUGCUGAACUGCCAAAUGUUUGUAUCUUGUGUGCCAGCUUUGUGGUCUGCUGGCUAUCUGAUUGGCACAGUCGAGCAAUCAACCCAAUUGGAAGUCGGUCAAACCCUUUGGCUUGGCAUUACUGAAGAGCUGCUCGAUCGCCACAACAUUUCAAAAGUGUGUCUGUCAGAACAACAUGAAAAACCGUUUGUGUGAGUUGUGUUUGCUCGAAGUAUGUGUGCUAGUUUGAGUGCUUGAGAAAUGUCUGUUAUUGAAAGGCUGCGUUUUUGCUUCUGUCAAAUGCUGAGAACAGAUAUUGCUGAUGAUAGGAAGGGGAACAACAUGCAUUUUAAUAUCAUUGUGAGUAGCCAAAGAUGUUGCUCUAUGCAAUUUGCUAUUUUUGUAGAAAACUGUUCAAAGUAAAAUAAAACUUGAGUAAUAAAGUGGAUAUAUUUAUA